AUGUUGAGGAAUCCGCUCUGUAGAGCUAGUUCACAGGUGCUCCGCGGUGCUCGAUGCUCCGCAGCUCUGUCAAGAAGCUCCAUCCCGACAGUCUCUGCCCGAACGUCAUCAUGGAAGCUCGCCGCCGUCCGCCGUCCGCUGGCUGCGACGGCCGCGAGGUCCUACGCAACUGAUGCCCUCCACUCGCCGCCGGACCCGAGUGACAACUUUCUGUCUGGAGGCGCUGCCAAUUACAUUGAUGAGAUGUACAUGCAGUGGAAGCAGGAUCCCAAGAGUGUUCACGUGUCCUGGCAGGUCUAUUUCAAGAACAUGGAAAGUGGCGACAUGCCCAUUUCCCAGGCUUUUCAGCCGCCGCCAAACUUGGUUCCAAACAUGACUGGGGGCGUGCCCCGUCUUGCCGGCAACCUAGCACUUGAUGAUGGCUCUGAUGUUACAAAUCAUCUGAAAGUGCAGCUGCUCGUCCGCGCCUACCAGGCCCGUGGCCAUCACAAGGCCAACAUUGAUCCUCUUGGUAUCAGGAACACUGCUGAGGGCUUUGGUAACAUCAAGCCCAAAGAGCUGACCCUCGAACACUAUGGAUUCACCGAAGCCGACCUUGACACCGAAUAUACCCUGGGACCCGGUAUUUUGCCUCGAUUCAAACGCGAAGGCCGUGAUAAGAUGACACUCCGAGAAAUUGUGGCCGCUUGUGAGAGGAUCUACGCCGGAUCCUGGGGUGUCGAGUUCAUUCACAUUCCCGAUCGCGAGAAGUGCGACUGGCUGCGUGAGCGUCUCGAAGUUCCCCAGCCGUUCAAGUACUCCAUUGACGAGAAGCGUCGCGUCCUUGAUCGGCUUAUUUGGAGUUCCAGCUUCGAGUCUUUCCUGGCAACCAAGUAUCCUAAUGAUAAGCGGUUUGGGCUGGAGGGCUGCGAGACCCUUGUCCCUGGUAUGAAGGCUUUGAUUGACCGCAGUGUGGAUUAUGGUGUCAAGGACAUCGUCAUUGGCAUGCCUCACCGUGGUCGUCUCAACGUUCUCAGCAACGUUGUGCGCAAACCGAACGAAUCGAUCUUUUCAGAAUUUGCUGGUACACUAGGUGCUGAGGACGAGGGUUCAGGCGAUGUCAAGUACCACUUGGGAAUGAACUUUGAGCGUCCUACUCCGUCAGGUAAACGCGUUCAGCUCUCACUGGUCGCAAACCCUUCUCACUUGGAAGCCGAAGACCCUGUUGUCCUGGGCAAGACUCGAGCUAUCCAGCACUACAAUAAUGAUGAGAAGACCCACAGAACCGCCAUGGGGGUUCUCCUGCAUGGUGAUGCUGCCUUUGCUGCCCAGGGCAUUGUUUACGAAUGUUUGGGUUUCCACUCCCUACCUGCCUUCUCAACUGGGGGCACGAUUCAUCUUGUUGUGAACAACCAAAUUGGCUUCACAACUGACCCUCGAUUCGCCCGCUCUACAGCCUACUGCACUGACAUUGCCAAGGCUAUCGACGCCCCUGUCUUCCACGUCAAUGCCGAUGACGUCGAAGCUGUCAACUUUGUUUGCCAGCUGGCUGCUGACUGGCGUGCCGAGUUCCAGCACGAUGUUGUCAUUGACUUAAUCUGCUACCGAAAGCAUGGCCACAACGAAACGGAUCAGCCGUCGUUCACCCAACCCCUCAUGUACAAGAGAAUUCAGCAGAAGGAGCCUCAGAUUGACGUCUAUGUCAACAAGCUUUUACGAGAAGGCACUUUCACAAAGGAAGAUAUUGAAGAGCACAAACAAUGGGUUUGGGGUAUGCUUGAAGAGAGCUUUGACAAGUCCAAGGACUACACUCCCACCUCCAAGGAGUGGACUACUUCUGCGUGGAAUGGCUUCAAGUCCCCCAAGGAGCUAGCUACGGAGAUCCUCCCUCACCACGCUACUGGUGUGGACAGUAAGACUCUAGACCACGUUGGCGAAGUCAUUGGCUCUGCCCCUGAAGGUUUCCAGAUUCAUCGUAACCUGAAGCGCAUUCUCACCAACCGGACUAAGUCUGUUGUUGAAGGAAAGAAUAUUGAUUUCCCUACCGCGGAGGCUCUAGCGUUUGGUACCUUGGUCACUGAAGGAUACCACGUUCGUGUUUCUGGCCAAGAUGUUGAGCGAGGCACAUUCUCUCAGCGUCAUGCCGUCUUCCAUGAACAAGAGAACGAGAAGACAUACACCCCACUGCAGCACAUUAGUAAGGACCAGGGCAAAUUUGUCAUCUCCAACUCCUCCCUGAGUGAGUUUGGUGCCCUUGGGUUCGAGUACGGUUACUCCCUGCAGUCACCCAAUGCCCUGGUUAUGUGGGAAGCCCAGUUCGGUGACUUUGCCAACAAUGCUCAGUGUAUCAUCGACCAGUUUAUUGCCUCUGGAGAAGUGAAGUGGAUGCAGCGAACUGGUCUUGUUAUGUCUCUCCCUCACGGGUAUGAUGGUCAAGGCCCCGAGCACUCGUCUGGUCGUCUGGAACGUUAUCUCCAGUUGUCCAACGAGGAUCCUCGUAUUUUCCCGACUGAGGAGAAGCUUGCGAGACAGCACCAAGACUGCAACAUGCAGAUUGCCUACAUGACAACCCCAGCCAACUUGUUCCAUGUUCUGCGCCGACAGAUGCACCGACAGUUCCGAAAGCCUCUUGUCAUAUUUUUCUCCAAGUCUUUGCUCCGCCACCCGCUCGCUCGCUCAAAUAUUGAGGAUUUCAGUGGCGAGGAUGCUGGCUUCCAGUGGAUUAUCCCUGAUCCUGAGCAUCAAACUGGUGCAAUCAAGGCCCCUGAAGAGAUUGACCGUGUCAUUCUGUGCACUGGUCAGGUCUGGGCUGCCCUACAUAAGUACCGAGCCGACAACAAGGUUGACAACGUGGCUUUCACCCGCAUCGAGCAGCUAAACCCAUUCCCUUGGCAGCAGCUGAAGGAGAACCUCGACAUGUACCCUAACGCCAAAACCAUUGUCUGGGCUCAGGAGGAACCUCUCAACGCUGGUGCUUGGAGCUUCACCCAACCCCGCAUUGAGACUCUUCUCAACCAGACCCAGUACCACGACCGAAAACAUGUCAUGUACGCUGGCCGUAAUCCGAGUGCGUCUGUUGCCACUGGCGCGAAACAUCUGCACAAGAAAGAAGAAGAGGAUUUCUUGGAAAUGGCUUUCACCGUGAAGCAGGACAAGCUGAAGGGCGAGUAA
This is a messenger RNA of Metarhizium brunneum ARSEF 3297, 3150 nucleotides long. It is a transcript of the gene KGD1, whose product is annotated as 2-oxoglutarate dehydrogenase. The record is from RefSeq and is a predicted model, not a curated record. NCBI's taxonomy places the organism in Eukaryota, Fungi, Ascomycota, Sordariomycetes, Hypocreales, Clavicipitaceae. Gene Ontology annotation, biological process: tricarboxylic acid cycle. Gene Ontology annotation, cellular component: oxoglutarate dehydrogenase complex; mitochondrion. Gene Ontology annotation, molecular function: oxoglutarate dehydrogenase (succinyl-transferring) activity; thiamine pyrophosphate binding.